AUGACCACAUUGGCAACGGUGGUGGCUCCGACAACGGUGGUGGCUAGCUCCGGCGACGGCGGUUGCUCCGGCGACAAUGGAAGCUCCGGUGACAAUGGGAACCCCAACAAUGGGGUGGUGGCUCCGGUUGGUAACUCCGGCGGCGGUGGUGGUGGUGAUGAUGGCGGAGACGUCGGUGGUGGUGAUGACGGCGGCGGCGGUGGUGUGUGGUUAUGGUAG
Molecule: messenger RNA, 219 nt
Organism: Arabidopsis thaliana (thale cress)
Lineage: Eukaryota; Viridiplantae; Streptophyta; Magnoliopsida; Brassicales; Brassicaceae
Product: glycine-rich protein
Exons: 2
Coding region: 1-219 (72 amino acids)
Source: RefSeq, marked reviewed